Molecule: messenger RNA, 3111 nt
Organism: Equus quagga
Lineage: Eukaryota; Metazoa; Chordata; Mammalia; Perissodactyla; Equidae
Gene: BCAN
Product: brevican
Exons: 13
Coding region: 1-2739 (912 amino acids)
Biological process (GO): cell adhesion
Molecular function (GO): hyaluronic acid binding
Source: RefSeq, a predicted model, not a curated record
AUGGCCCCACUAUUCCUAUGCCUGCUGGCAGCCCUAGCGCUGGCCCGGGUCCCUGCAGCCUUCGCUGAUGCCCUGGAAACGGACAGCUCAGAGGACCGGGCCUUCCGUGUGCGCAUCGCGGGCGACGCGCCACUGCAGGGCGUGCUGGGCGGCGCGCUCACCAUCCCGUGCCACGUGCACUACCUGCGGCCGCCGCCGAGCCGCCGCGCCGUGCUGGGCUCUCCGCGGGUCAAGUGGACCUUCCUGUCCGGGGGCCGGGAGGCCGAGGUGCUGGUGGCCCGGGGGCUGCGCGUCAAGGUGAGCGAGGCCUACCGGUUCCGCGUGGCGCUGCCUGCCUACCCGGCGUCGCUCACGGAUGUCUCCCUGGCACUGAGCGAGCUGCGGCCCAACGAUUCGGGCAUCUACCGCUGCGAGGUCCAGCACGGCAUAGAUGACAGCAGCGACGCCGUGGAGGUCAAGGUCAAAGGGGUCGUCUUUCUCUACCGCGAGGGCUCUGCCCGCUAUGCCUUCUCCUUCACUGGGGCACAGGAGGCCUGUGCCCGCAUCGGAGCCCGUAUCGCCACCCCCGAGCAGCUCUACGCCGCCUACCUCGGAGGCUAUGAGCAAUGUGAUGCUGGCUGGUUGUCUGACCAGACCGUGAGGUACCCCAUCCAGACGCCACGAGAAGCCUGUUACGGAGACAUGGACGGCUUCCCUGGUGUCCGGAACUACGGAGUGGUGGACCCGGAUGACCUCUAUGAUGUCUACUGUUAUGCUGAAGACCUCAAUGGAGAGCUGUUCCUGGGUGCUCCUCCAGACAAGCUGACAUUGGAGGAGGCACGGGCAUACUGCCGGGAGCGGGGUGCAGAGAUUGCCACGACGGGCCAGCUGUAUGCAGCCUGGGAUGGUGGCCUGGACCGCUGCAGCCCGGGCUGGCUAGCCGAUGGCAGUGUGCGCUACCCCAUCGUCACACCCAGCCAGCGCUGUGGUGGGGGCCUCCCUGGUGUCAAGACUCUCUUCCUCUUCCCCAACCAGACGGGCUUUCCCAACAAGCACAGCCGCUUCAACGUCUACUGCUUCCGAGACUCUGCCCAGCCCUCUGCCAUCCCUGAGGACUACAACCCAGUCUCUGACCCAGCCUCUGAUCGGCUGGAGGCCAUUGUGACAGUGACAGAGACUCUGGAGGAACUGCAGCUGCCUCGGGAAGCUGUGGAGAGCGAGUCCCGUGGAGCCAUCUACUCCAUUCCCAUCAUGGAGGAUGGAGGAGGUGGAAGCUCCACUCCAGAAGACCCAGCGGAGGCUCCUAGGACCCUCCUAGAAUUUGAAACCCAAUCCAUGGUACCUCCGCUGGGGUCCUCAGAAGAGGAAGGUGAGGCGUUGGAGGAAGAAGAGAAAAACAAGGAUGAAGAAGACAAAGACCAGGAGGAAGAAGAGGAGGAGGUGGAGCAUGACGCCCUGUGGGCCUGGCCCAACGAGCUCAGCAGCCCAGAACCAGAGGCCUCUCUCACCACUGAGCUGGCCCUAGAGGAGUCCGUCUCCCAGGCAUCCCCGCCAGCGAGGGCGGUCCUACAGCCUGGUGCAUCACCACCUCCUGAUGGAGAGCCAGAGGCUUCCAGGCCUCCAGGUGUCCUUGGACCACCCGCUGAGACUCUGCUCACUCCCAGGGAGGGGAACCUGGCAUCUGCACCACCUUCCACUCCAGAUGGGGCGAGAGAGGUGGGGGAGGAGACUGGGGGUCUCGAGCUGUCUGGGGUCCCUCGAGGAGAGAGUGAGGAGACAGGGAGCUCCGAGGAUGCCCCUGCCCUGCUUCCAGCCACACAAGCCCCUGAGGGUACCAGGGAGCUGGAGGCCCCCUCCGAAGAGAAUUCUGGAAGAACUGUCCCAGCGGGGACCUCAGUGCAGGCCCAGCCAGUGCUGCCCACUGACAGCGCCAGCCGCGGUGGAGUGGCCGUGGCCCCCUCAUCAGGUGACUGUGUCCCCAGCCCAUGCCACAAUGGGGGGACAUGCGUGGAGGAGGAGGAAGGGGUCCGCUGCCUAUGUUUGCCUGGCUAUGGGGGGGACCUGUGCGAUGUUGGCCUCCGCUUCUGCAGCCCCGGCUGGGACGCCUUCCAGGGCGCCUGCUACAAGCAUUUUUCUACACGAAGGAGCUGGGAGGAGGCAGAGACCCAGUGCCGGAUGUACGGCGCGCACCUCACCAGCAUCAGCACGCCCGAGGAACAGGACUUCAUCAACAAUCGAUACCGGGAGUACCAGUGGAUCGGACUCAACGACAGGACCAUCGAAGGCGAUUUCCUGUGGUCAGACGGCGUCCCCCUGCUAUAUGAGAACUGGAACCCUGGGCAGCCUGACAGCUACUUCCUGUCCGGAGAGAACUGCGUGGUCAUGGUGUGGCAUGAUCAGGGACAAUGGAGUGAUGUGCCCUGCAACUACCACCUGUCCUACACCUGCAAGAUGGGGCUGGUGUCCUGUGGGCCUCCACCGGAACUGCCCCUGGCUCAAGUGUUUGGCCGCCCACGGCUGCGCUAUGAGGUGGACACGGUGCUCCGUUACCGGUGCCGGGAGGGGCUGGCCCAGCGAAACCUGCCACUGAUCCGCUGCCAGGAAAAUGGUCUCUGGGAGCCCCCCCAGAUCUCCUGUGUGCCCCGCAGGCCUGCUCGAGCUCUGCGCCUAGUGAAGGCCCCAGAAGGACAUCAGGGGAGGCUACUGGGGCACUGGAAGGCGCUGUUGACUCCCCCUUCCAGUCCUGCUCCAGGUCCCUAAGGGGCAAGGCCUUGACCACUGCUGCCCCCAGCACUGCCCUCUCCCCACAACCCUCCCUCAAACCUGUGCUCUUCCCACCACAGGAAGUGACACCAUGAGAGGGGUGGAGCUGAAGUCCAGGUGGUAGUGCCUGGAGGGGCUUUUGGGAAAUGACUGGGCAGCUCCAGCCCCGCCUAGGCCCUCUCACCCCUCCCCUGGGCAUCAGGUUUUUCCCUCAGGGCCUCAGGAAAGUCCCUAAGUGCCUCUACUGCCCUCUCCUUGCCAGCCAUCCUGUCCUAUCCAUUCCCCUGGGGGGCGCUGUGCCCACUCAUCCUCAGUUUUCCAAGGGAAUGAGUUCGCAGGAUGAAGGACCUGUAAAGCCAGCAGGAAAUA